AUGCUGUCAAAACUACUUUUAACUGCUGUUAACAUUCAACUAAUCACAGAUGGCUCCCAAAUUCAUUAUUUCCAUUUGAGAGCCAUUGAGGAAUAUGUACCAAAAAUUAGAUGGAAAACUAUAAUGCCAUUCACAGGCGGUUUUCAAUAUGACUUAGCUGUAAGCCUAUUUAGCAAGACUACUAUACGACCAUUGUUUUUGCGCUUAUUUAUGCUACGGAAAAUAAUAUAUCAAGAGAAUAUUGACAACUUGUUUAAUGCUUAA
This is a messenger RNA of Nakaseomyces glabratus, 264 nucleotides long. RefSeq lists its product as uncharacterized. Lineage: Eukaryota; Fungi; Ascomycota; Saccharomycetes; Saccharomycetales; Saccharomycetaceae. The record is from RefSeq and is a predicted model, not a curated record.